Molecule: messenger RNA, 3714 nt
Organism: Hirundo rustica (Barn swallow)
Lineage: Eukaryota; Metazoa; Chordata; Aves; Passeriformes; Hirundinidae
Product: protocadherin beta-15-like
Exons: 1
Coding region: 7-2448 (813 amino acids)
Biological process (GO): homophilic cell-cell adhesion
Cellular component (GO): plasma membrane
Molecular function (GO): calcium ion binding
Source: RefSeq, a predicted model, not a curated record
CGCGCCAUGGCGAUCGCAAGGCAAGUGCUUUGUGUCUGUGCUUUCCUCUCGCUGCCGCACGCUGGCGCCGAGCCCAUCCGCUACUCCGUAGCCGAGGAGGCGGAAAGCGGCUCCCUGGUCGGCAAGCUGGCCGAGGACGCGGGGCUGACGCCGGCGCAGCUCUCGGCUCGCCGCGCCCGCCUGGUGUCGGACGACGGCCGGCAGCAUUUUCGCUUAGACCGCGCCUCCGGCCGCCUCGUCGUGGCGGGGAGGCUGGACCGGGAGGAGCUGUGCGGCCAGGCCCCCAGCUGCAUGCUCCCCUUCGAGCUGCUGCUCGCCGAGCCGCUGCAGUUCUUCCGGGUCGAGGUGGCUCUGGAGGACAUCAAUGACCACUCACCUGUUUUCCCCGAGGAACGAGUCCGUUUUGACAUCCCGGAAAGCAGCGAGCCGGGUUCGCGUUUCCUGGUGGAAGGGGCUCGGGACCUCGAUAUUGGCAGUAACAGCAUCCAGGCAUACAGCAUCUCUCCUGAGAACGAGUAUUUCAGUGUCUCCUAUGCGUCUCAGAGUGCGGAUGACAAAUAUGUUGAACUGGUUUUGGAAAAGGCACUAGACAGGGAGGAGCAGGCAGAGAUGAGUUUCAGUGUUAUUGCUGAAGAUGGGGGUUCUCCUCCCAGGCGUGGAACCAUACAAGUCCACGUUAUAAUUCUAGAUGCAAACGACAAUGCUCCUGUCUUCACAAAAGAGCGUUACGUUGGGAAGGUUCUGGAGAACAUGCCAGAAGGUUCUGUGGUUCUGACUGUGCUGGCAACUGAUCAGGAUGCAGGAGUUAAUGGGGACAUUUCCUAUCAACUGAGCCAAGCAGUGGGACAGAGUGACUCAGCAUUUGUGAUUGAUCCCAUAACUGGAGAAAUUAAACUCACAAAAUCUCUGGACUAUGAGGCAGCAGAGACUCAUGAUCUCCGUGUGAUGGCCAGAGAUGGAGGGGGCCUUUCAGCAAUCUGCAAGGUGUUGGUGGAGGUGGUGGAUGUGAAUGACAAUGCCCCAGAGCUGGUGGUCAGUUCCUUCAGCAGUCCCCUCCCCGAGAACACAGUGCCCGGCACAGUGGUUGCCCUGUUCUCGGUCAGGGACCGGGAUUCUGGUGCCAACGGGAAGAUCUCGUGUGCCCUGGAGGAUCAGCUCCUCUUCUCCCUGCGGCCAGCCUAUAAGAAUUACUACGAGCUGGUGACAGUGAGCGCGCUGGACCGCGAGGAGACGGCUCAGUACGUGCUGAGUGUCACAGCAGCAGAUGCGGGGUCGCCUCCUCUCACGACCACGCAGACCUUCACCGUGGACGUCUCGGACGUCAAUGACAACGCGCCCGUCUUCAACCAGACGUCCUACACCAUGUACGUGCGUGAGAACAACGUCCCCACGGUGUUUGUUGGAGCGGUCAGUGCUGCAGACGCUGACGUGGGGCUCAAUGCCAAGGUGACCUAUUCCCUGGCCCCAGCGCAGGCGGCAGAGCGGCCCCGGUGCUCCUGCAUCUCGGUGAACUCUGAGAACGGACACGUGUUUGUGCUGCGGCCCCUGGACUACGAGCACUUGCGGCAGACCGAGGUGACGGUCGUGGCCUCUGACGCGGGCUCUCCUCCGCUCAGAGCCAACGUCACCGUGCGCCUCGUCGUGCUGGACGAGAAUGACAACGCGCCGCUGGUGCUGUACCCAGGCCAGGAGAGCGGCGCGGCGUCCAGCGAGCUGGUGCCCGUGUCGGCUGAGGCGGGCUACCUCAUCACCAAAGUGGUGGCCGUCGACGCCGACUCCGGCCAGAACUCCUGGCUCUCCUACCACCUGCUGAGGGCCACCGAGCCCGGGCUGUUCACCGUGGCUGCCCAAAGCGGGGAGGUGCGUCUCAGGAGGCCGGUGACAGACAGGGACAGCGUCAAGCAGAAGCUCGUUGUCCUGGUCCGAGACAACGGCCAGCCCCCGCUGUCAGCCACCGCAGCUCUGAGCGCGCUGCUGCUCAAGGACUUCUCAGACGUGCGCCUCCCGCACAGCAGCGCGGCCACGGAGGAGCAGGACGGCUCCCUGACCACCUACUUAAUCAUCUCCCUGGUCUUUGUCUCACUCCUCUUCCUCAUCUCCGCCGCGGUCUUUGUGGCUCGCAAGGUGUGCAGGAGAAAGGAGCUGCAGGCCGGCCAUGUGCUGUAUGGUGCCGACAACUUGCAGAGCGGCCUGGCCGAUGCAGCCGCUGCAGGGACCCUGCCCCGCGCCUACUGCUACGAGAUCAGCCUCACAACGGGCUCGGGCAACAGCGAGUUCAAAUUCCUCAAGCCCAUCCUCCCCAGCCUGCCACCACAGCACUGUGCCACGGGCCAGGGCCCUGAGGAGGGACAGGAUUUCCCCUGUGUCCCUGUCAGCACAGAGGACAUGGCACCAGACAAUCCUGGGACUCUCUCUGCGCGACAGUUCAACGCUCUUUCCUUCGACUAGACGGGCACUGCACAGACAGAGGCUUCAUGGCUAAUUUUAGAAUGUGAAUCAGACUGCAGCAUGUGCAAUGGUUUCUCCAGAGAUAAUCUGUCUUUCCGUUUGGCAUAAUCAAUUUCCUGCAAAGUCUAAGUCAGAAUAAAAGUUGUCAGCUUCUCCAAAAACAGCGGGAAGAACAUAAAAGAAAGACAGGCUCUCAAUAUAACACUAAAGUUGUUUAAGUUUGUAUAGUCGUUUCUGUUUGUGUUUAAGAGAGUGGUUGGCAAUCCAGCUCUGCACUCUUGCUGUCAAACCAGACCAUGAGCGUCUUGCUGAUUGCCAUAAAACAGUAGCACAACUGAGUAGACAAAUUUCACACUUACUGAAAUGGCGCAAAGGCCUUUUCCAGUUCAGAAAAGCAAGGCAGUUCUGAAUACUGUGCCACGAUGUUCUGUUGGCAUAGGGUUUUUCUUCCUCAGGUUUUGGCUGUCUCAGUCUGAGAUGUAUGGGCUCUGUGUUGUAUUCUUAUUUCUCUCAGUAUGUCUGUUUGUAGAGCUCUUGUGCAUCGGCAGGUCCUUCACUACUGCUGCCUGGUGAGACAGUGAAUUUGUCCCAUCCAGCCAUUGCAAUGCUGGCAAUUCCAGCUCUGCAGGGUAAAAGGCUAUUUUGGCCCUAUGAGUACAGGGGAUGACAUCUUCUUCAAGGCAGAGAGGAGCAGAAAAAUGCGCAACUAAUUUUUUCUUGGCCAAUGUGUGGGUUUGAUUUUCUGUCCCCUUCAGAUUGUCAUGGAAAUAAAGCAGCAGAUGAUGUGAUAGGGUAAGCUAUACCUGUAGAGAGCCAUGAAAACUUACUGAUUAUCAUUGUGUGCGUGAAAAGGCCACAUGUCCAUCAAAGAGAAUUUUCUGACUUUAGAAUCAAGAAGAACUUGAAAACAGGACUUUGAGUUUUGUUUCCUCAUUCUUCUUUCUGAAUUCAGUGGCUUCUUGUUGGCACUAGAAAACUAUCCAUAAAGGAUUUCUUUGUUUGUGUUAGAGCAUUUGCAUUCCCAUUUCUGCCCUUUGUUCUUCUACCCUCUGAAUUGUACUGUGCAUUAUUUUGCCUAUUCUGCUAGAGAAGCACUGCCUCAUCAUUUAUAAUAACAGGUUGUUGGAAUGAUGUCUGUGAUGCAUGGAAUUUUCUGAAAGCCUAACUCACUCUGUGUUGUGCAGAAGUUUUAUAGUUUAAAAUUGUGAGCUGUUAUGCCACUGAGUUUGAAAUAUUGAAAAAAGUAUGUAGAACUGAAAUAAAGAG